CCAGGAUCGAAGCGAUUCGGGUGGGGUGAGGAUCUCGAGUGCGGGGAACCACGCGACGGGGUGCUCCACGAGCACCCCCGGGUUCGCAACCAGUCAUCAUCACGGUACCGGUACUUCCUCCGCCGGGUCCGGAGCCGGGAGUACGUCGUCGAGUGCAAGUACUGGGUUCGGUGCCGGCGUCGGUGGGUCGAGCUCCAGCCGACGGAAGCAGGGCGCCAUCAUCGAGAGCAUGCAGCACCACGGACGGGGUGUCUAUUCUGGCACCUUCUCAGAAUACAUGCUCACCUGGGGGUGAUGCCUACCUCGUUCUUAUCGCUCUUUGUCUCCCCAUUGAAGGAUACGAAGCACUGGUGUGAUGGAGCGGUCGUCGGGACGUUGAAUCCGGCGUUGCAGGACAAGCAGGGGCGUCCCCGGAGGGACAUCUCGACGAUCAUACACAUCUUGAACGACCUCCUGUGCGCGACGCCGCAUUAUUCGCCGGGGAGGCAGCAGGGUUCGGCGGCGGCGGCGUCGCUGGCGACGGCGGCGGCGACGCCUGCGGCGACGGUGGCCGCGACGCCGGCGUCGAUGGGGGUCGUGAGGCCGCCCACUCCUCCGCCUCCCCUUCCCACUACCUCAGUCGAGAAGAGCUGUAAAGUCGGAGUCGGAGAAGACAUGGAGCUGGAGAACGCGGUGAUCCGUCACAAGGUGGAGCAGCUGCGACUGGUGUUGGAGGAGCGUCGGGCGCGGCGGAAGGCGCGGCGGGAGCAGCGAGCGCCGUACCCGACCUCCACGUCCCUCCCCGCCUCCGCCCUCUUCCCGGACCCGGGCGACGCGAGCGGGAAGGGGAGCGGGGGGGGAGGGGGGGGGAGCCAGGGGACGCUCACGUCGACGGCGACGUGGACGGCGACGUCGGAGGCGGCCGUGAAGGACCAGAACGGGCAGCCCGAGGCGGAGGCGGUCGAGUACGAGCUCAAGGAACCCGUGUUAAGUGGAAGGAUUGAAGAUACGCUGCGUAAAUUCUUUGUUUCCUGUCCUCCGGAAUCCGAGGGAAUGCAGGCCUUGAGCGGAGACUUGGAAUUUGGGGAGCAACAGAGAUUUGAGGCCGAGCUGCAGUCUUUAUCCCAGGGAUAUUCCAAACUUGGUCUCGGAAGCUUUUAUACCGGUGAUGGCAGUGUUCAAGUGGAUUGGCUCUCUCUUGUGCACUCUUCAUGGGAAGUCUUGAUGAGGUUUGCCAGUGCCCAAAAGACUUAUGGAGAACUCGAGGACAAGCACCAUAGAAUUGCAUAUCAGCUGCGUGAUAGUCAGGAACAAAACCGGCAGAUGUUGCAGGAAGUUGAUGCCCUAGAACGGAAGCUAGUGGCUUGCAAGGAGCAGCUGAGACAAAAAGAGGAGCUCCUUAAACAGUGCCAAAAGUGCUUGAAACAUGAGAGGGAAGAUUUCAGGAAGAGGAAGGCACUGUUUGAGCACCAGGAGAAGCAAAUACAGCAUCGAGUGAAGAAGCUGAGCUUGGAAAAGGACAAAAUCGAUCGUCAUCGUGGGGAGUUGUUGUGCCAUAAGCCACAAAUAAACAAAGGCAGCAUGCAGCUUUUAAACCCCCUUUCUCGAAAUGAAUAUCGUCGUCCUCAGUGGAAGACUCCAUCAUCUUCUGAGAGGAACGAGCAGGAGUUGAGGCAGCAUGUACGAGAGAAGCUGGAGAAUCGCUACUUGGGUCUGAGGCAGGAGAAUGCUGAGAUGAGGAAGCUCCUCUUCCACUUCUACUCUGAUCUCGCUUCCCUGCACAAGGGUCCCAAAUGCCAGUCUGCUUUGUCUCUGGUGGAUUCUGUGAAGGGGGAAGGCAGGAUGAUGAAGGAAGUCUGCUUUGGACUGUCGUGGGAUGCAAGUGCAUCACUCAUUGCAUCAAAGCUGAAUGAGAUCUUUGGAGAGCUUCGUUUGAGGUUGCAUCAAGUCUCAACCAAGAGUCCAAGUUCUCCUCCAAAUAUCACCAAAGAAAAAAUUGAUGCCCAGACCAGCCCUAGGGAAAAAGCCCUUUGCAUGGACGAUAUGAAUGAGGCCUUCUUGCAGAUGUUUGGUAUGCAUUGUCGCAUGCAUUCCCUCCAAGAGGUGUUGGAGGCUCCAUCCUCUCUCAGAAAUCCCAGUGACCCCUUGUUUUUUGCUGGGAACCCAUCUCUUAGUCCAUGCAUUUCUUCAUCUAGUCUUAGCUAUGAUGCUACCACUCCUUCACAGCCCUCAGCAUCAUCUCGAUUGCCUGAUGGGAGUAUCCUCCCAUCCAAGUACUUCAGCAGGAUGUCUGCACCUUCCCCUUCCCCAGAUUUGUUGGAGUCUAGUGAUACUACAUUCUCUCUGUCAGUAUAUGAAACAGCUGAAGGCUCAGAGGACAGCUCCUUUCAAGCUGCUUCCUUCUUCCAACAAACUUCUGAUAGAGGUGAAGCUGUGGAAAGGAGGGCUGGCAUCAGCCAGGAACCUGAGAUGCAUGAAGCUGUGACAGAAUACAGGCACAGGAUCCAGGGCUUUCCUGGUUCUGUGCAUGUGCGGGUGCAUACUUCAGAGGCUUCUGGAUUUUCAGCACCUGUUCCUGAAAAACCCUACUCUCCUGCUGCUGGAAAAAAAUCCAAGGAUUACAUCAAUGACUUCUCAGAAUUUCUGAAUCGCAAACUUGAGGAGCAAUCUCACGGUGAGUAUACUGGGAAGGAUUCGAAUCUCUAUAAGAAGGCCACUGGUGGUCAUUCAGCUUCAUCAUCCAUCAAUGACACACCUUAUCCAAGCAGUAGUGGAGAGGAGACUCAAUACACCUACUAGUCAAACUCAUGCCAUGUCUGAGGUAUGAGUGGGGAGAAUGAUAUAUCUGCUCACAUAUCAUGUGCAAGGCAACAAACUCACAUUCUUGGCU
Molecule: messenger RNA, 2869 nt
Organism: Darwinula stevensoni
Lineage: Eukaryota; Metazoa; Arthropoda; Ostracoda; Podocopida; Darwinulidae
Source: the annotation of a GenBank genome assembly